This is a messenger RNA of Arabis nemorensis, 408 nucleotides long. NCBI's taxonomy places the organism in Eukaryota, Viridiplantae, Streptophyta, Magnoliopsida, Brassicales, Brassicaceae. The record is from the annotation of a GenBank genome assembly.
AUGGUAAAUGGUCAAAAUCUUCAUGAUGUUGCAGGAGUUGUGCUUUUUCUUGGCUUCAUAAUUGACAGAAUGCACCACUACCUCAGAAAGCUAAUCAAUUUGAGAAGCAACGUCGGGUCAUCAAAAGAAGAACUUGAACAGCUCCAGAAAGAGAGAACCGGUCUGAAGGAGAAAGAGGAGAAGGCAUCCAAGGAAAUCAAACAGUUGAAAGAAAAAUUGUCAUCUACUUCUGAGAGACUUAAGAAAGCGGAGACCGAGUCGAAAGAGAAAGAGAGGAAGCUCGAAACCGCUGAGACCCAUGUCACGGCGCUCCAGAAACAGUCUGCGGAGCUGCUGCUGGAGUAUGAUAGAUUGCUAGAAGACAACCAAAAUCUCCAAAGUCAAAUUUUGGGGAAAGCGAAGAACUGA